Molecule: messenger RNA, 1035 nt
Organism: Camelus dromedarius (Arabian camel)
Lineage: Eukaryota; Metazoa; Chordata; Mammalia; Artiodactyla; Camelidae
Gene: UCN
Product: urocortin
Exons: 1
Coding region: 196-576 (126 amino acids)
Biological process (GO): negative regulation of feeding behavior
Cellular component (GO): extracellular region
Molecular function (GO): hormone activity
Source: RefSeq, a predicted model, not a curated record
GGAGGGAGGAAGAAAAGGGUGGCAAAGAACUGGGCAGCGGCCGGGGCUGGAGAGAAGGCUGUGGGCACCGGGCGGCAGUCUCAGGGGCCCGGCAGGGGCGCUGGAAGUGCGCGGGAAGGGGAGUGGCACCACCUACAACUGCCCCAGACGCACCUCACCCUGCGCUGCUCCUGUGUGUCCAGGGUUGGUGGCACCAUGAGGCUGGCGGGACGCGCGGCGCUGCUGGCUGCGCUGCUGCUCCUGGCACAGCUGCGCCCGGGGAGCAGCCAGUGGAACCCGAGGACGGCGGCGGCCGGGGUCCAGGACCCGAGUCUGCGCUGGAGCCCGAGGACGCGGAACCACGGUGGUGGGGCCCGCGCGCUCCUCUUGCUGCUGGCGGAGCGCUUCCCGCGCCACGCCGGACAAGGCGGUUGGGGACCCGGGAUCGCAGGCGAGCGGCCGCGACGGGACGACCCUCCACUCUCCAUUGACCUCACCUUCCACCUGCUGCGGACCCUGCUGGAACUGGCGCGGACGCAGAGUCAGCGGGAGCGCGCCGAACAGAACCGCAUCAUAUUCGACUCGGUGGGCAAGUGAUCCGCGGGGUCUGGGUCCCCGAAAACCUCGACCCCCAUCCUCUAUCCCCAAGCUGGGACAUGCGUGUGACAGGAACUGAUCCAGUUCCGCGGGGCUAGCGCGGCCUAGGGAUACCCUGAGCACUCUCCGUAUUACUAGUUUUUAAUAAAAGUGCUGAAGAGCCGUUGGCCUCUGUUGCGGGGAAGAGGGGAACCACAGCAGGGUGGGAACCCGUGGGCAAGUGGGGCCUCCCAGGCCAGCGGGAGGGAACCAGAUGCUGCCAGAAGGCUCCGCAAAAAAGGCUUUCUGCCAGGGUCCUGGGGUCUCCGUCAUCCCCCAUGUCUCCCAGGAACUCAAGCCCUGGUGGCGCUGCACCACCCCGACCCUCAUCCCUUGGCACUGGGCUGGGGAAUCCGUGCCUAAUAUGACAGAGGUGCCCAACAGGGGUUCAUUCCACUUCCGCCGCCAAAAUGGUCCCAG